Molecule: messenger RNA, 3191 nt
Organism: Oncorhynchus keta (chum salmon)
Lineage: Eukaryota; Metazoa; Chordata; Actinopteri; Salmoniformes; Salmonidae
Gene: zfp36l1b
Product: zinc finger protein 36, C3H type-like 1b
Exons: 2
Coding region: 143-1252 (369 amino acids)
Molecular function (GO): metal ion binding; mRNA binding
Source: RefSeq, a predicted model, not a curated record
UAAAAGGGAACUGCGCACAACUGUUGCAGGACAGAGGGGGCUCUCUGCAGGGCAGAAAGAACACUUCAAUCUGGACUUACCACCAGCCCUGUGCUUUAGAUAAAUUAUUUUAUAUUUACUUUACAGUAUCCACUCAACAAAAAUGACUGCAAGUAUCGUUUCUCCUUUCUUCGACUACAACGAAAUGAACAAGAACAAUAAGAUGUUUAACUACAACAACAAUACUUUUGGUGGGCCCCACUCCACAUCUGUCCCAGUCUGCACUGGUGCCAACAACCCUCCCUCUUGCCCCCCCACUGGUUCCCUGCUGGACAGGAAGGUAGUGGGGGCCCCCUCUGCAGGGGGCAGUGGGCUGUUCCAGCGCCGCCACUCCGUCACCCUCCCCAACACCAAAUUCAACCAGAAUCAGUUCAUCAACAGUCUCAAGGCUGACCCCUCCUCGCUCCUGAUUGGUGGUGGCAGUAACAACAAGGAGAACCGCUUCCGGGACCGCUCCUUCUCUGAGACCGGGGAUCGCCUCAAGCCGGGCAGCCAGCUCCAGUGCCUUGGCGGCGGGCAGGGCCAGCAGCAGCAGCAGGUCAACUCCAGCCGCUACAAGACGGAGCUGUGCCGGCCCUUCGAGGAGAACGGCACUUGCAAGUACGGUGACAAGUGCCAGUUUGCCCACGGCAUGCACGAGCUGCGUAGCCUGAGCCGCCACCCAAAGUACAAGACGGAGCUGUGCCGCACCUUCCACACCAUCGGCUUCUGCCCCUAUGGCCCGCGCUGCCACUUCAUCCACAACGCAGAGGAACGCCGCGGCCCGCCGCCACCGUUCUCCACUUUCAACAAGAUGGAUCGCCCCCGCCUCCAGCACAGCUUCAGCUUCGCCGGUUUCCCCAGCCAGGGCGGUCUACAGGACAGCCCCACCUCGGUCACCCCGCCGCCCAUUUUCUCCACAGAGGACCUGGGCGAGUGGCCCAGCAACCCCUUCACCUACUCCAGCCAGGAGUUGGUCAAUCUGUUUGGCCCGAGCCUAGUAGGGGGGCCCCCUGUCUUGGAGCCCAACCUGCUGGCCCCGGCGCCGCACUCCCCCACUACCCCCUGCUUCUUCCGGCCCAUGUCGGAGUGUCCCCCCAGCCCCCCGGACUCUCUCUCCGACCAGGAGGGCUACCAGAGCAGCCUGGGCAGUCAGAGUGGUUCCGAAUCCCCCAGCCUGGAUGCCUCGCGCCGCCUGCCCAUCUUCAGCAGGCUCUCCAUCUCUGAUGAUUAGAGAGCCUACACCCCCGGUGCCUGGGAUGGAUGCAUGGAGUGAGAAAGUGAGUGCCUGUCUCCCCAUGGUCCUGUCCCCCUCGUCUCCUGGCCUUGUUUACAACCCAGAAGUGGACAUGAUUCUGUGUCGCAGUGUUGUAGCCACUGAGUCCAAUCAGGAAACUCAGCUGCCCCCCCCCUCAUCUCAGAUGCCUCCAAUUAGUCAAUCGAGGUGUUUUUGUUUUACCCAAACAAUCAUUCAGCCAAGUGGUCACUCAAGAAUCGUGAGUAGCAAGUUGGCCCUGGGUGAAGUGCUACAAUAACGGUGUACAGUAGAAAUCAGAGGGGAUGGAUAAGGUCUGUGGGAAGUUUCAGUAUGUCCCAAGGCAGGAUUUCCCUGUCGUUUUGUGUGUAGCGGUGCUGCAGAUCUUCACUUUGCCAUUGCUGCCUGUGCCACAGCUAUCUUCAAAAACAUCCCAUACUUUUACAUCUCAAGAGGACUUGUGACAAAUUCGUGCUCCAUUUUUAAAAAGGGUCACAUUUCCCUUCAAGUUAAACCAUAAAAAAAAUGAUUGGACGACCAGAUUAAAUGAAGUGCCUUGGUGUUGUCCGAUCAAUGUGCGGGACUACAAUUGUUACUUUUUCCACGUCCUAAUGAUUGCAAAAAAUAUUUUUCCAGCUUUUUUUUUAUAAAAAAAAAAGUAUAUUAUGAGGACUAGACAAACACAGAUGUUUUAAAAAAAUAUUUUUUAGAAUCAGGGCUGGAAGAGUUUUUCAUUUUCGUUUGGCGCUACUAAGAACCCUUAGUAAUUGUCUACUGGUCUGUUUGGUUUCUUUAGUUGUGUGGAGUAGGACUGUUCAUCAAUGUAAACUGGUCGUUAAACAUUCAUAUGUGAGCUUGGCCUGCCCCCCUUCUCCUAGCCCCCACUCGGCUCAAUAGCUGACUGAGAUGAUACCUCAGUCACCGCUGUCAAAUCACAUGAGCGCCAUGCUCUCCCAUCGAUUCCACCUUGUUCAACUAUAUUGUUUUGUAAAACCUUCAAAUGGAAGGUUUGCUUGUCACUGCUUAUUUAACUUAUCAAAAUGUAUUUAUUGCUGAUCUUAAAGCAUUUUUUUUAUUUUGUAUUUAUCUGGAUAAUGAAACGAUAGAAUAUAUUUUCUUUUAUGUUAAAUUAUGAUCUUCCGUAUUAAUCGUAAGAUUGUGAAGACUUUUUUUUUCUUUUUUUUUACAGGUAAUAUAUUAUACUGCAAUGACAUUUUUUUUAUUUUGUAACUACACUUUGAUUUAUUUUGAAAGUGAAUCUUAAUUUAAAUACAAAAAUGCAAAUGUUUUUGCGUUUAUAUUUAUUGUUUUUCCUCUUCCCUGAUAUUGGACUGUGGUUUUCAGGUUCUCUAUUUUGAUGUCUUAAUUUCUCUUCCAGUUGUGGGCUGCAGCAGCUCUCGAAGGCCCUCUAGAAUGUAGACGAAGUUGAGUAACAGUCCUCUUCCUGUUAAUUCACUGUCCCUUUGACUGGGAAAAAAAAUCUACAUUUUAGUAUUUAAGAAGUCACUUAGCCUAUAUAACCAGCAGUUACGCUGUAAACGACAAAUAGAAAGCUCUUAUUUGAAUUAGUUAUGGACGAUCACCUAUUCCGCAAUACCAUGCAUACAUUUACUAGCACUUUUAGUUGAUGUGUUGUUGGACCACUCGUUCCCAUAAGUGCCUAUCGAAUACAUUCCAGGUAUCCCCAAGUGUUGUGCCUUCAUCACAUGUUUUAUAACACAGCAGAUUUAAGCCCGAACUUGUAGUUAAGUAUAAAGGUUAACAGGAUUGACACAUGACAUGAAAAGCAACAGUUGAAUGUAUUCUUUAUAGCAGCUGUUGCUGUUCACUACAGUAGUUUAUUUGUUCUCAUGUAUUUUUUUUUUAAAUGACAGAUUGCAGUUUAAACUUAACUAAUAAAACCCAUAUUUCUAUUGAA